AUUCACCAACCAACCUCGUCUCUGUGUGUUUUUUUUUCGGUUGUGUGCAGGGGACAUGACAGGGGGCAUCUCCCCUAAGAAAAGACUGUGACGGGUUCACUGAGAAACUGCUGACUGCGGGAGAGUGAAACAUGCUCAAUUUCACCACCACAUCCAGUGGAAAUAUUCCUCCCCCGGAGCGAAGCGGAGCUGACUGACUGAUUGGAGCGGCUGGAGUGCGGAGAAGAAGAGGCGAUUUCAGCCUUUUCGGAGCACGACCUCGGGGCUGUUCACUGUGUUUGCACGGUCGAGAGAAAAUGAAGCAGCGGCGCCUUUAUUUCUGUGGUCAUGUAACGAUUUUUUAAAAACGAGGCUAAAAAGGGGUCACACUUGUCGAUCUUACACAGAUCUGGCUAAGGUAGGUUAACGUUAACGCUAGUGACGUUAACAUUCUCAUGACACGAGCUCAAGAUGACGGUGGAAAACUCUACAAUUAAAAACCGGAUUAAAAAUCUCCUCCGGUCUCCUUCAAUCAAGCUAAGGAAAAAUAAAGGCGGAAACAACAAAGAAAGCCUAGGAAAUAAGGUCACUCUUGAGAAGGUUUUGGGAAUUACAACUGCAGGGAACCGUGCUUUGGCCUGUGACCCUCGCUCAGGUUUGGUCGCCUACCCAGCAGGGUGUGUGGUGGUGCUACUGAACCCCAAGAAGAACAAACAGUAUCACAUUCUCAACAACUCAAGGAAAACCAUCACCACACUAGCUUUCUCACCAGAUGGCAAAUAUGUGGUCACAGGCGAGAGUGGUCAUAUGCCUGCAGUGCGUGUGUGGGAUGUGGUGGAGAGGACUCAGGUUGCAGAGCUGCAGGAGCAUAAAUACGGCGUGGCCUGUGUGGCCUUUUCUCCCAACAGCAAGUACAUUGUCAGCGUGGGCUACCAGCACGACAUGAUCGUCAACGUCUGGGCCUGGAAGAAAAAUGUAGUGGUGGCUGCCAACAAAGUGUCCAGUAAAGUGACGGCCGUGUCGUUCUCCGAUGACAGCUCUUACUUUGUCACAGCAGGAAACAGACAUGUGAAGUUCUGGUACCUGGAUCACGCAAAGUCCUCCAAGGUUAACGCCACAGUGCCGUUGCUGGGCCGUUCCGGGCUGCUGGGAGAGCUCAGGAAUAACUUCUUCAGUGAUGUAGCCUGUGGCAAGGGCCGGAAGGCUGACAGCACUUUCUGCAUCACCUCCUCAGGCCUGUUGUGCGAGUUUAACGACAAGAGGCUGCUGGAUAAAUGGGUGGAGCUCAGGACUGGCUUGGCCACCUCUCUGUCUGUGACGGAGGAGCUGAUUUUCUGUGGCUGUGCUGACGGAACCGUGCGAGCGUUCAGCCCGGCCGAUCUGCACUUCAUCUGCACUCUUCCUCGCCCACACAGCCUCGGCACUGACAUAGUCACUGUCACAGAGGCCAGCCACCUCUUUGCUUACAAUGUGGACGCCCGGUAUCCUGAUACAGUGGCUGUGUCCUAUGACCCCACCAACCGGUGGCUGUCCUGUGUUUACAACGAUCACAGUCUUUAUGUGUGGGAUGUCCGUGACCUCCGAAAAGUGGGCAAGGUCUACUCUGCCCUUUACCAUUCAUCGUGUGUGUGGAGUGUAGAGAUGUACCCGGAGAGCAGUGAUGUGGAGCAGUUGUGCCUCGCUCCAGGAUCUUUCCUCAGCUGUUCUUCGGACAACACCAUCCGCCUGUGGAACAUGGACACACACAGUGCCACACUCAACCACAACGUCAUCAGCACUGACCUCCAGAAGAUCAUUUACAUGGAUGAUAACUUUACAACCCUGUUGGACACAGACUGCACCAACUCAAGCAACUUGGAAAAGGCUGAUCCACAGACCUCGGAGAACCGUACAGGCAUUAGGACCAUGUGUGUCAGUCCAGACGGACAGCACCUGGCAUCAGGGGACCGCAAUGGAACACUGAGGAUCCAUGAGCUGCAGAGCAUGGAGGAGAUUCUGAACGUGCAGGCCCACGACUCUGAGAUCCUGUGUCUGGAGUAUUCAAAGCCUGAGACGGGUCUGAGGCUACUGGCCACAGCAAGCAGAGACAGGCUGAUUCACGUUCUGGACGCAGAGCGCGAGUAUGGCCUGCUGCAGACACUGGAUGAACAUUCGUCUUCUAUCACUGCAGUGCGCUUUGCUGCAAAUGAUGGCAAAAUCAGAAUGAUCAGCUGUGGUGCUGACAAAAGUAUCUAUUUUCGGACUGCACAGAAGACAGAUGAAGGAACUGUGUUUUCACGCACCCACCAUAUUGUGAGGAAGACUACCCUCUAUGAUAUGGUUAUUGACCCCACACACAAGUACGCUGCUAUUGGCUGCCAGGACCGCAGCAUCAGGAUUUUUAACAUCAGCAAUGGUAAGCAGAAGAAGAUCUAUAAGGGCUCUCAGGGGGAGGAUGGAACCCUCAUUAAGGUCCAGACAGACCCCUCUGGUCUGUACGUGGCUACCAGCUGCUCUGACAAAAACAUCAGUAUUUUUGACUUCUACACUGGAGAGUGUGUGGCCACUAUGUUUGGGCACUCUGAGAUUGUAACUGGAAUGAAGUUUACCAAUGACUGCAAGCACCUGAUCUCAGUUUCAGGAGACAGCUGCAUUUUUGUGUGGAGACUGAAUCCCGAGCUGACCAUCAGUAUGAGACAGCGACUGUCUGAUCUAAAACAGAAGAGCAAACCUGUCCAGAAGAGCCCACCUAACAAACAUAACACAGUCAGCACUAGGAGAGAGGUGCACAGUGCCCCGCCCAUAGCUACCAUGUCAUCAGACAGUGAUAAAGAGGCAGAGGAGGAGGAGGGUAUAGAAGAGGAAGAUGAAGACAACUUUCCUCACUUGUCUUCAGGCAGCAGCACAGGGGAGGAGAAUGGAUCAUCAGAGGAGAAACACAACUCCGUUAAUUCCUACGUCAGAGAACCUCGCAAGCGUUCUGAGAGCAGUUCAGCAUGUGAGGGCUCAGGCCCAAGGCCGAGGCGCCGCUGGUCCAGGCGGAUAGGCAGUGUGGACCUUGUGGUGAAGUCCAUGCUGGACCUGAGGCAGCUGGAGUCCUUUGCUGGGCCCUCCUCACCAAACAAGAGCUCCGCCCUCACCAGAGAGUCUCCACUACCCUCAGACCUGGAGCUAGGCAGCACCAACAGUGUACAGACCAUCGCUGCAUGGGUGGCAGAGCCAGAGGAGCAGGACUCCUCUGUCCUGAGGGGACACUCACGCCCAGAUUACAUUCAACUGCCCAAUCAAAGCCCCGACUCAGAGCCUGUGGUGCUGUAUCCUGAGAGCUAUGAGGACAGGGUCAGUCUGGCAGGCAGUGAGUACCAGGUGAAAGAGUUAGCUUAUGGAGUGAGGCUGCCUAAAGGAAACUCCUGCCCAGAAAAACAGAGUCCUGACAGCGCCUGCUCAAUGGAUUACUCCAACAGCCGCCUGUCCAGCCCUGAGCAUCCUGGAGAGGACUCAGAGCCCACUGAGCCAUUGAGUGUAGAUGGGAACUCGUCCGAGUUGGACAUUGAAGACCUAGAUGAGGAAGAGGAGGAGAGCUUGAGGAAGAAUGAGACCAAGACCUCUGUACCUCAGACCCCAGACCAGGAGGCCUUCCUCAAGACACACUUUGGAAACCUGACAGACCUCAACACCUCAGCGAGCCCAACUCAAGUAACUCCAAACUUCACUGACAGUGUCAGCAUCUCGUCGAAGUUCCUCUCUCAGAGCUCCUCUGGCUGUCGGCAACCCUUUCCAUUCCCUUCAAAUAAAAGCAGUCAGAGUAAGGAUGCUAGUGGAGUGGUGCGUCCCCUGGUGUCGGAGGUGCGCCCCCUGAUGGAGGACAGGGUGCAGAGUAUACAGCAGGAGCCCCACAGCUCUGAGAGGGGCGCAGGUCUGCGCUUAACUCCACAGAAGAAGCGUGUCUCUUCUGCAGACUCCCGCAAAGUAACUAGCCCUGUCGCAAAAGCUGCUGCUGCUUCUCAGGCUAACUCAGCUGGCAUGAGGAAAGCCCAGUCUAUACACAACAUCUCCUCAGACGCCGAUACGUCCACACGGCCCUCUAAGGAGGUUCCCCCUCAGCCCCAGCAUUACGAGCGUGGUCUGCCCUCUGUGUCACGCCGCACUCUUCCCAGCGUGCCUCUCUCCAGCCCUGUGUCUCCCCAGCCCAGGGAUUGUCCCACACCCACAAAGUCCAAGCCCCGCUCCUACAUGAGCCCCACCACCAGCUCCAUGGCCAAGAUGUCCCGCUCUGUAUCCGUGGGGGACAACCUGAACGUAGGCGAGUUCGGAGAGACUUUUCCCUCCUCAGACCUCCGCCGUGGCUCAGAUAUGACCAGCUCACGAAGUGUCUCUCAGAGCAAGCCCUCCUCACCUGUAGUUCUGCUGCCUUCCUCAUCAGACUCUUCUACCCCCCAUGCUGCUGUUAUGCCCACUCUAAGUGGUGGCUCCUCAUCUAAAGGCCUCCAGGCCAAAGUGACGGGCAGCGCCCGUCCACAGCUAAACCUGGACAUCCCCAAACCUCUUCCAGAUAAGCCCUCCAUUAGCUCCUUCUCCCCUAAUGGCAAGAUGUCCAAGCUUGACCAGAAAGAGGAGCUCUGCAGCAGGACUCCGGUGAGUGUGUGUCCGCUGCCUGGACCAGGACCAGCCCCAGUCCAGCCUCUCUCUGACAACAUGCAGCCAAACAUGUGCGUGAGCUUCUCUGAGGCCACACCCCGAGAGCAGUGUCAGUUUGGUCUCAAGCAGCCUGAGGAGCAACUGCCAGAGGAGAUCCAGAGAGCACCUCCAGAGCCACUGCUGGAGGAGACAAAGCCCGAGCAUCCCCCUCAGGGUCAGGGUAGCCUGGUGCGUCUGCAGCCUAUCAGCGGAGCUCACGAUUCAGACACUUCGCUCAGUGUGGACUCAUGCCGACUGGUGGCUAGUGAACUUCAGAGCAGUUUCAAAAAGGCCUCUCAUCUCUACAGGAUGCUGAGCAGUUCUACAGACUCCACUCAGGAGCAGCAGGAGAUGGCUCGAGUGUUGACGGAUGCGUUCGAUGCAGUGCGGACUGAGCUGAACUCGCUGCCCUGCUCCAACAGCAGCUCCCUGUGCAUGCUGGGCAGCAGGGCAGCGGGCGUGGGGGAGGAUCGGACGCUGGCUCUGUUGGAGCAGUAUUCUCAGCUCCUCCUCAGGGCUGUGGAAAAGAGGAUGGACAGUAAAAUCUGACUCUUUUAUUUCCUUUUCUUUGGAUCAGAGCACUGAGGCUGAGGCCGGAUCCCAGGCCAUGACUCUGCGCAGGUUUCUUUUAAUAGGAGUUUUUUUAAUGAACAGAUUAAAAAGAAGUUCCAGAAAUCAGGACUGUAUGGAUUGUUGUUUUCUUUUUUUUAAGAGUGGAAAACAACUUCUUUCCUUUGGACUAGUUAGUGUUCAGUGGUGGGCACAAGGAGAAUUUGAUUAGUGUGUCGUAUCUUUACUUACAUACUGAUGAUGGCCAGGCUCUGUCCGUCAGGACCAUGGAGAAUUCAGCAUGGCCAGAAUGCACUACAGACUUUAACCUCACCGCCCUACCUCCCUUUUUAGCAGGCUUUUGCUUGCACUCUCCACUCCUCCACUUCACCUCGUUGCCAAAUAUUGUGCCCUUUUACUUAACAGUAUAUCUGGAUGUUUGUGGAUAGGAGCGAUGACGGACUGUAAAAAGACUCACGUCUUGAGGGAGGUGAGAUUUGCUUGCUUGUUACAGCUUCUAAAUGACAAAUGGACUCCCCUGACUCACCAGAAUUUACCCACCACCUUGAAGAUGGACUCUUUUUUUUGCUGAGUAGAUCUCUAAGCAAGUGACAGGUGUUUUUCAGAACUUUAUAGAAUGCUCUCUCUCAGAGGGAAUCAGUCUUCUUUACUUGUCUUAAAAGCCAGAUUUUUUUCUCAUUUAUAUCUUGAGGAUGUUUUUAUAAUGUAUGUUGUGUUUGUUGCAGAUGUGUGACUGUAUUUAUUCUCAUGUGAUGGGUCAAUAGCUGGGGUUACUGAUCCCUAAAUAGUGUUGUACAGUGAGUGUAUGUUCUGAUACUGGAUACCCCUAGUGUCAAUAUGGUGCCAGUGGAGUGUCAUGAGAAAGACAUCUGCUUUAGAGAGGGAAACAAUAUACUGAGGAGUUUAUAAGAUGACCGCAUCCAAAUGUCAUGCAUGAAUUUUGAAGGACAGUUUUGUACACGUUUGAGACUUCUUUUUUACUUAAAAUCGACAUGGCAAAUGUCUGAAGAAUGCGGGUGCCUUAAUUUAUAACCAGCAAUUUGUUGUUAAAGGUUAAAUCUCAAGACGUUUCAUUUUUUGAAUGCUGUUUGGAUGCUGUCUUCCUCAAUAUGAUGCAUUCCAGACAGCAAAUUUAGACUCAACUGCCAUAGAAAUCUAACAGAAUAGAGACAAAUCAUUCUGGUGACACAGACAGGGACCUCACACCCUACUGCUAGGUUAUCACAAGGCAAAACAUUAAAUUGACCCUCUAAUCACCAAAAUACAAAAUUACCACUAAAGUUUUUCACAUUUGGCCCUGUUUCUCAGGUUUAGAUUAAGCCUAGACUGUAGGGCAUUUUAAUAAAAUAUAAUUUCACACUUCACACUGGGCAAUUCCACUGAUUUUUUUCAAAAUUAAAUUUUCUGCAUAAUUAAAUUGUUCAGAUAAAAAGUCCAGAGUGAUUUGAAGUGAAAUACUCAAGAGAAACUUACUGAGUCAAAUUAUUCACAGCAAUGAUAGGAAGCACACAUUUGACAUGUUUAAUGCCUGUAAAGGCUACUUCACUGACAGUUAUUAAAAUAAGUGGUUAUAAAUAUUUUUCCAGACACCUGAGAUACAAACUAGUCCCCAAAGGAGACUUACCAUUAUUUUACUAUUAUCAACGUGCACCAUUUCAAAUCAAAACACUCUGAAUAACUUUGUUUACAUCUCAUCACUUGAAUUAUGCAGAACUUGUGAUAAAUUGGUGGAAUUCCCCUUUAAGUGUACUUAAAUCCCUGAGACUAGUUUAUGAGACACUACAUCUAGGCUGAGAUGUUUUUUCUAGCCGCUGGCACAAACUUUCUCCUUUUUCUUAACGGUAAAGCUAAUAUUGAUGUGCAGUGAAGCACUUUCAUUCUAGAAUAAUAGUAAUUAAGGUGAUAGGAUUGUGAUACUGUAGAAAUACUGUAUUUCUGUUGGACCUAUGUGUACUGUAUACUGUUUUGACUUUCUCAUACUGUUACAGAAUAUGGUGCUUGUGCUCAGUGCAGCUAUCAAAGCACUGCAAAACUACUUCAACACAACAGUUUUCUCUGUGCCCAAAACAAAGCAUUAAUCUAAAGCAGUGGUCUCCAACCCUGGUCCUGGAGAGCUUCCUUCCUGCAGAGUUUAGUUCCAACCUGUAUCCAAUAAGCUGCCCAGCCAAGAGGUUGAUUAGCUGGAGCAGGUGUGGCGAAUUGUGGUUAGAACUGCGCUCUGCAGGAAGGCAGCUCUCCAGGACCAGGGUUGGAGAUCAAAACCCAACAGUCCCAAUCCAGUCCAGCCUCAAUAAUAUCCUCUCCUGGUAGAGAGGAGUCUUCAGUUUAAGCUGUAUUGGCAUACAUCUGCUUAGUCUCAGUCAUACAGUGAUGAGUAAAUUGACUAUUCAGGUAUCAUAAUUUUGAUCUCCAACAUUCUUCUUGUUUGUCACUUACAGUACAAAAAGUGCAAUUUAAACAAUUUUAACAUGAACAUAUUGAUAUGCAUGAGACCAAUAAUAGCAAAUAAACAAGCAAAUCUUUCGUUCAAACUUAAGUCAAUCAAGUAAGCAUAUUAAUCACUUACGUAACCUGAGAGUGAACUGAAGAUGUAGGAUUGUAUUUAAAGCCAGUGGUAGGAGAGUUACUUUACUGCUAGCAUGAAUAUACUCUGUAUGCAUGAAGAGCGAUGGACUUUAGGGCUGACCUGUUUGCUGAACUAGAAUGCAUGGAUGUACAUUUGACUUGCUUCAUGAACAAUCAUUCGAUGCUUGGCCAUUAGUGCUACCUCUGUGGCUACUUGGCUCUCUUCUCAUCUCCUGUAUGGGCAAUGAAUCAUGUAGGCUAGCACUAAAAGUGGACCAGAGGGUUAUAAGACUGUUUCUCAUUAGCUUGUUUGCCAAACUCAUGGCUUGUUUGUUUUGUACCACUCCUAAAUUAUGUUUUUAUUCUCAGUAUCCUCUGACAAAAUAAAAAAAAAACUCAGACAUGUGAAUAAAACUGUAUUUAUUAUACAGCAACUCUGGUUAUUUAUUGCACAUG
Colossoma macropomum (tambaqui) is the source of this 8226-nucleotide messenger RNA. It is a transcript of the gene mapkbp1, whose product is annotated as mitogen-activated protein kinase binding protein 1. Bases 451 to 5184 code for a protein of 1577 amino acids. Lineage: Eukaryota; Metazoa; Chordata; Actinopteri; Characiformes; Serrasalmidae. Gene Ontology annotation, molecular function: protein binding. The record is from RefSeq and is a predicted model, not a curated record. The transcript has 30 exons.